This is a messenger RNA of Aricia agestis (brown argus), 1196 nucleotides long. RefSeq names its product aquaporin AQPAe.a-like (gene Prip). NCBI's taxonomy places the organism in Eukaryota, Metazoa, Arthropoda, Insecta, Lepidoptera, Lycaenidae. The transcript has 7 exons. Gene Ontology annotation, cellular component: plasma membrane. Gene Ontology annotation, biological process: transmembrane transport. The coding region runs from base 163 to 975 and encodes 270 amino acids. Gene Ontology annotation, molecular function: water channel activity. The record is from RefSeq and is a predicted model, not a curated record.
CUACGAGCCUACGGCGCGGCUCGCUCAAAUUAUACAAUCAAAUGAUAUCAAAAACGCAAACGAGUUGGUCGUGACUGUCCGCGGUAACCACCGGCACCGAAACUUUACGAGAGUGCAGUGAUUUUACAAAAGAGUUUCCAGCUUUGAAGUUAAUCCAGAACCAUGGGCGAACUCGGUAAAAGACUGGGACUGGACGAGCUGUCGGGUGGUGCAGCGGCAUUCAGCAAGGCCUUGCUAGCUGAAUUCAUUGGUAACCUGCUGCUCAACCUGUUCGGUUGCGGCGCCUGCAUCAACGUCACUCAGGGCACGGACGCGGCGCCCAACAUCGUCCUCAUAGCGCUCGCAUUCGGUCUAGCUGUCUUCGCUAUUGUCUCUGCAAUCGGCCACGUGUCCGGCGGUCACGUAAACCCCGCCGUCACGGCCGGCAUGGCCGCCACGGGCCGGAUCAAGCCGGUGCGCGGGCUCCUAUACGUCGUCGCCCAAUGCGCCGGAGCUGCCGCCGGAUCCGGCCUGCUGAAGGCGUUCACGCCGGACGCCGUCGCCGGCAAGCUCGGCCUGACAUCGCUCGGCACCAACGUGACGCAGCUGCAAGGCUUCGGCAUCGAGUUCUUCCUCGGCUUCGUGCUGAUCUUCGUCGUGUGUGGCGUGUGUGACCCCAACAAACCGGACAGCAAGGCGGUGGCACCUCUGGCCAUCGGGCUCACGGUGACGCUGGGCCAUCUCCUGGCCGUGGACUACACCGGCUCCGCCAUGAACCCCGCCAGGUCCUUCGGCUCUGCAUUAGUGGCCAACGAAUGGACGGAUCACUGGGUGUACUGGGCGGGCCCGGUGGCUGGUGGUGUGGCGGCCGCGCUCCUGUACGUGCACGGCUUCUCCGCCCCUCCCCCCGACAGCAACACCCCCCGCUACAGACCCGUCGCCGGUGACGAGAAGGAGCUGAAGCGCUUGGACGGCAAGCCGGAGGACAUGGCAUGAAACCGCCGCCAGUGGCGCCCGCGGAGCCCCUCCCCCAUCUCCGUGCCCAGCGACACGCGCCAUCGAUAUCGAUAAACGACCCACAUCACUACAGUACAAAAGUCCUUUUCACGAACAACCGUUAUUAAAAAAACGAAUAACUUUUGUUAAGUAUAAUAUACACCAUCUGAAUGUAAUAUUUUCGCUUACAAUAAUAAUACAUUGAAUUAGUAAUAAUAGUA